GUUUUCUUCACGUGAGAAUGAUCAUGAUGUCGAAUGAUAUAUAAAGGUCGUCGACGUACCUACCAGUUGCCUUUUAUCACCAAGCUUUCACCUCUUGUUUCAAUUGCUACUUCUUCCUUUCGAUAAUAUCAAAACACACAUCACAAUGGCCCCUACAACCCAAAAGCAGUGGAGAGUCCAGGGUACUGGAUCCUUCGAAAACCUGAAAUUCAACACAGAAGCCCCCGUACCUCAGGUUGGCGAUAACGAUGUUCUCGUCAAGUUCCACGGAGCCUCGUUGAACUACCGCGAUCUGAUCAUUGCUGCUGGCGGAUACCCAUUCCCUCAAGAGGACAACGUUGUUCCAGGAUCUGAUGGUGCUGGUGUUGUCGAAGCUGUUGGCAAGAACGUUCACCGUUUCAAGACUGGCGACAAGGUCGUCACUCAAUUCAACCAGGGUCACAUCGCUGGUCCUCUUGACAACUACUCCAUCGCCACUGGAACUGGUGGUGUUAUCGAUGGCACUCUCCAGCAGUACGGUGUCUACAACGAGCAGGGUCUUGUUCCCCUCCCUAGCAACCUCAACUUCAUCGAGGGUGCUUCGCUCACAUGUGCUGGCCUGACUGCCUGGAAUGGUCUUUACGGUCUCGAGGGUAAGAGAUUGACUCCGGGCAACUGGGUUCUCACCCAGGGUACUGGUGGUGUCUCUAUCUUCGCCGUCCAGUUCGCCAAGGCUGCUGGUGCUCGUGUCAUCGCCACCACUUCUAGCAAUGAGAAGGGUGAGAAGCUCAAGGCUCUCGGUGCCGACCACGUUAUAAACUACCGCGAGGACCCCAACUGGGGCGAGACCGCCAAGAAGAUCACUGGUGGUGUCGGUGUCAACCACAUCAUCGAGGUCGGUGGUCCCAACACCCUCCAGCAGUCUCUCAAGGCUAUCUGCCUCGAGGGUGUCAUUUCCGUCAUUGGCUUCAUCGGAGGUACCAAUGACAAGCAGCCCACUCUUCUCGAUGCUCUUGUCAACAUUUGUACCGUCCGUGGUCUCUAUGUCGGCAGCAGACAACAAUUUGAGGAGAUGAACGCCGCCAUCGAGACCAACAACAUCAAGCCCGUUAUUGACGAGAAGGUCUUCACUCUCGACCAGCUCAAGGAGGCUUACCAGUACCAAUGGGAUCAACGUCAUUUCGGUAAGGUAGCCGUAAAGAUAGUGGAGUAGGGUUGAACACAACGAGUGUGAAAAUUCUCUACCAGUAGUGGGCUUUUUUGUACAUAUACCACUUAGAACGAAUUAAUGUCUUGAUACCCGCAAAU
Messenger RNA from Aureobasidium subglaciale EXF-2481, 1287 nucleotides. RefSeq lists its product as uncharacterized. Gene Ontology annotation, molecular function: oxidoreductase activity. Lineage: Eukaryota; Fungi; Ascomycota; Dothideomycetes; Dothideales; Saccotheciaceae. The record is from RefSeq and is a predicted model, not a curated record. The transcript has 2 exons. Bases 146 to 1192 code for a protein of 348 amino acids.